AUGGUUGUCCGCUGUAACGGGGCAUUUCAACGGCAGAUUGCCUACGAAUAUAUAACGCCACUCGCGGACACGCACAUACAACCGUCCAAACCAAAUGUCUCAAAAGCCUAUAAGGCAGCGAGUGUCGGUAGCAUGCACGACAUGCCGCCUGAGAAGAAGCCGGUGCGACGGCCAAUUGCCGGAAUGCAGUACGUGCGUCCGGCUAGGAAAGCAAUGCCGCCAACGAAACAUUAUAUCGAAGCCCUCCAUGCACGCGUCAAAUCUCUGGAACGCCAACUACAUGCAUGCCAACAACACGGAUCUCUGUCUACCGCAUUGGACUUUGUGAACAUAAGCCCCAGUGUUGCUCCAACCCUAGGCGGAGAGGACGCCCGUCCUGCCCAAUCUCAUACUCGGGAACUGGAUCUAUGGCCCACGACAGAGCGAGGCCCCCUUGACGAGUUGACAGAGACUGCGGGUCAAUUGGACAUUGCUGAGGACGGCCAUCUACGAUUCUUCGGCGCUCCGAGCUAUUUCAAUCUCCUUAAGAGUGCCCCUUAUUUGACUACCAGGAGCACCAAGCAAGACGACUUGGACCUGACAAUGCAACCGAACACGAUUGAUGUUGAUCUCUCAUACGAACUGCAAACUCACCUACUGAACUUAUUCUGGAGGUGGCAGAAUCCCUGGCAAUAUCUGAUUCAUCGACAAGCCUUUUGUCGAGCAUUCGAGAGCAGGUUGUAUGACGAAUACUGCACCCCGCUUCUUCUCCGCUGUGUGCUCGCUCUGGGCAGCAGAUACUGCGAUCACCCAGGGCCUCGGCUGGAUGCGAGAGACGCAAACACGGCUGGUGAUCUUCUGGCUGCUCAAGCUAAGGAUAUCUUGAGCGUCGAGAUCGAACACCCAUCCACUUCCACGACGGCUGCACUCGCCAUCUUGGCCCUACGGGAGAUGUCCGUCAACAAAGAGACCCUGGGAUGGAUUUAUAUUGGGAUGGCAGUUCGUAUCGCAUAUAACCUAGGCCUGAAUUUGGACUGCCAAAAAUGGGUUCACCGGAGUAAGAUCACUGAAGAACAAUCCGAGAUUCGAAGAAUUACUUGGUGGGGCUGCUAUCUUCUAGACAAGCUGUUUAAUAUCGGACUGGGACGCCCCAGCAUGAUACGCGAGAGCGACAUCACCGCGCCGAAACCGACUCUCCUCAAGGAAGAAGAGUUCUCUCCCUGGACAUCGAUCGAAGGUGGAGAGUCCACCCAGCCGCUUGCAUCCCACUGUGUAACGAACUUGCGGUACAUGACGACAAUCUUUCAGCUUGCGAGCCCGACUCUGGACAGUAUAUACGGUCCGAACAGCGAGCUCAGCUUCUCCGAGAAGCAAGAAAUGGCCACAAAGACCCACGUUACCCUGACCGAGCAAUAUUCGAAUCUGCCUAGCAUAUUGAAACUGCCUCACUCGACGAAGACGGCUCUUCCCGCCCACAUAUACUCGCUCCAUUUGCAGUAUCACACGGUCAUCAUCUUGCUGCACCGGCCGUUCCUCCGUCGCGAAGAGCAAUUGGCUUCCUUUCCUGACCUUGACCCCCUCUCUCAUCGUCACAUCUGCACUUCCUCUGCCGAGGCUGUCUCCAGCAUCCUCAGAGCUUAUCGGUCCAGCUAUACAUUGAGAAGGAUACCCAUAUCGACGGUUCAUGCAGUGGGCACUGCGUCGGUUAUCUUGCUGUUGAAUGCCACCUCGAACGACGCCGAGAUCAGCCGCGCGGCUAUCCGACUGCUGAAAUUCAACAUGGCAUGCCUGCAGGAGAUGAGCACCGCGUGGUCCUGGAGUCUCCGCGCGAUCCGCUCCUUGCAAAUCCUUGCCGAAAAAUGGGCCGUGAACGAGAAACUACAUGCCCAGAAUAAUCACAAGGCGGAGAAUUUAAUGCCGACUGGCCUAGCGAUGCACGAGCUGAAUAUCGGAGGGCCAGGUCCUGGUAACGACAACAGUUCUAACACUACCCAUGCCCCUAUUGGCACAGCCGCAGCCGCCGCGUCCCCAACGUCGCCGGACAAUAUUGACUGGCUGCUCUCGUUCGACAGCGUGUUCCCGGACCCUCAAAUGGACUAUGGCUUCUUCGACCAGGAUAUAUGGGAAAUGGAUGUUCCAUGA
Fonsecaea pedrosoi CBS 271.37 is the source of this 2121-nucleotide messenger RNA. RefSeq lists its product as uncharacterized. Gene Ontology annotation, biological process: DNA-templated transcription. Gene Ontology annotation, molecular function: zinc ion binding; DNA binding. Lineage: Eukaryota; Fungi; Ascomycota; Eurotiomycetes; Chaetothyriales; Herpotrichiellaceae. The coding region runs from base 1 to 2121 and encodes 706 amino acids. The record is from RefSeq and is a predicted model, not a curated record. The transcript is spliced from 8 exons.